Molecule: messenger RNA, 4249 nt
Organism: Dalotia coriaria
Lineage: Eukaryota; Metazoa; Arthropoda; Insecta; Coleoptera; Staphylinidae
Product: lipase 1-like
Exons: 7
Coding region: 4-1143 (379 amino acids)
Biological process (GO): lipid metabolic process
Molecular function (GO): hydrolase activity, acting on ester bonds
Source: RefSeq, a predicted model, not a curated record
AUAAUGACGAAAUAUAGUUAUCCAUACGAAAAACACUACGUAACAACUGAAGAUGGCUAUAUUCUAGAAAUGUCCCGUGUUUUACCUCGUUUAUACAACCAAAACACCAAUACAUCUAUUCCAUUUAAAAUCUAUCCAAACUUAAUGGCAAAAUCACCUGGCGAGCCGGUUCUUCUCAUGCACGGAUUAAUGUGCAGCGGAAGAGUUUUUGUUUCGCAUGAUGCUGACAAAGCUCUUGCUUUCAUCCUAGUCAAUCAUGGAUAUGAUGUUUAUCUUGGCAAUGCCCGAGGAAAUACCAAUAGCAGACGACAUGUCACAUUAGAUCCUGAUUUGGACGCCAAAGAAUUCUGGGAUUAUUCUUUACAUGAAAUUGGUGUCUUGGAUCAAGCUGCCAUGAUAGACUACAUAAUAGCAUUGACAGGAUUCAAUCAAGUGUCAUUUGUGGGACACUCACAAGGAGGCACUACGUUUCUUACCAUGACAGCAGGAAGACCAGAAACUAACGCAAAAAUUAAAAUUGGGUUUAGUUUAGGAGGGCCGGGGGUAAUGAGGUAUACACCGAGUAUAUUGGCAAGAAGAAUUUCGAGUUAUGAGAAGGAAUACUUAGCAAUGGCUAAUCGAUUGGAAAUCUACGAGGUUCUAAAAUAUGCUCCAAUAUUUAGAGACUUGGCGAAGAUUUUAAUUGAUGAAGAAUUCGGAUUAAGAAACAUGAUAAGCCAAGUUUUAAAUGUUAUUAAUAUUAUUACCACAUAUAAUAUGAAUAUUGAAAUAAUGGCUGUUUUAGCAAGUGCAUGCCCUGCUGGAACCUCAGUCCAUCAAUUUAUACAUUAUUUUCAAAGUAUAAAGAAUGGCGACUUUAGAUUUUUUGACUAUCAUGAUAAAACCAAAAAUUUAGAAAAAUACGGAUCUGAAAUUCCUCCUCGCUACAAUCUUUCGGCGAUAACAUGUAAAUCAAUACUAUACUACAGUAAAGAUGAUUUCUUCAUUCAAGAAAAAGAUACGUUUCUUAUGAGUAACCAAAUGCCUAAUGCCAUUCCAGUGGAAGUUAAAGUUGACAAAUUCAGCCAUGCUGAUUAUAUGUGGGCGCGUGAUAUCAACAACAUCUUGUUUAAAGAUUUGCUGUGGCGAAUGAGAAAUGCGUAAUUGCAAAUAUAAAUAAAUAAAACAGUUACAAUUUUGUUAGAAUGUGUCAAUGCAAAUAUAAGACAGAUAUUUUUUAAAUUUGUGACGGUGUAAACAGUCAAUUAGUAAAUAGUGCAUAAUUAAUUUGCAAAUAUUUGAAACUUCAAGCGUCGUUGGUCUUUCUCUUGGAGUUAGAAUUUGUAUAAAUUCACUUACAGAGUAAAAGAGAAACUGUGAAGUCAAUUUGUAAACGAAUACUUUUAUUAUAAAUUAUAUUAAAAUUUUAAUAUAAAAAUGUUAAAAAUGGUUCUAUUUGUGAUCGCUAUAUUUUCAAUGAUUGCAAAUAUGUUUUGCAUGCCUUUCAAUUCAAAUGAUUAUAGUGAUGUAGAUAUUGAUGAAAUUAGUGAAACUGCCAAAGUGUCUACAUGGCAAGCAUUUUUACAAGAUAUAUUUUCCUCUGAUAUUGUAGAUGAAAAUAAUAAUUUUACAAAUUUAAAAACCAAAAAUACGACCGACUCUACACUAAACACAGUAAACGAUGAAAUUACCACAGAUAACGUAAACGACAGAAAAAGAUAUGAACAUUAUCUUAAUUAUUAUUUCUAUCCUUCUUAUUGGAUCGAUUAUAAACCGGUAAAGAAACCUACUAAACGACCUACAGCAUCAAAACCUACCAAAAAGCCACAAAAACCUCAUAAACCAACAAAACCAACCUGGAUUUAUGCACCAAGUUAUCCAGCUUGGUAUGUUAAUGCUACUUUUCCUGCUCUUACAAAAACAAACCAAGAAUUUAAAAACCAGUAACAUUUUAUACCAACUCCAACCAUUAAGUUCGAUGUCAAAAUGGAAAUACUUUCAUUGAAACUGCCUUUCGAAUACGAUUAUCAAAUACAUGAUAAACGUGUCAAUGCUUAUGAAAAAAAGGUGUUAGACAAAUUCGACAGCUUUGACAAAUAUACACAUUUUAUAGUUAAGUUAUUUAAGUUAUAUAAUUGAUUCUUUUUUAUAAAUAAUUUAAAAAUUGCAAUUUUGCAAUGAAAACUUUUUGUUUUUCUAUGACGUGAGUAAAACUACUCAGUACUAUCGAUUUCAUAAUAAACUAUGCAUGUAGUAAGAAAAAAACACCUUAUCCAAGGUAUAAACAAUAACAAUUCAUGCUAUUUAUCAAUUGACAUGUAUAAAUCCAACUUGAACAACGCCAAUUCGAUAAAACCGCAUUCUUAAGCUUUAACAAUUUGCGCAGUUUAUCGUCAAUCACGACAAUGACAAAUUUGUAUAAAACCAAGUAAAUUUCUAAAACAACUCAUUUAGUUUACACUUUGAUCAUCAUGAAGUAUUUUCAAUUUGUUGUAUGUGCACUUUUGGUGCUUUUUGCCUUUGCAUCUUGCGAAAGUCAUAAACACCACAAAGCCCAAUCUAAAGCGAAAGUAAUCGAAGAAAACAAGUAUUUAGCAAAAGCAAGAAAAGGUAAUAAACAAGGACAAUGCCAAAUGAUUUGUGAAGGAGUAGAUCCACCUCCAGGAAAAAAUGUAACCAAGUAUCCCGACGGUUCAUGGUCCUACAUAAUUCAAGUUGAUAACAAUUUCAAUAUUCACAUUGGCUACAAUAGAUCCACAGAUUUUCUGGCAAUUUUCAACCCGCAUCUUAACUUAACCUGGAUGACAAAUGGCAAAUUUAUCGGCGUCUUUAAUUUAACUUCAGAAUAUCUCUUAUUAGUAGAUACAACCAGGAAUAUUUUAAACAUCUUCCCAAAUAUAAGUUUACAAUUAUUGAGUGGCUCUCUUGAUAUAAUGAGACUAUUUACACUUCAAAGCAAUUUAUUACUAAAUAAUUCAUUGAACAUGGUUGCAAGAUUUGCUUUCCAAGUUGAUGGCUUCUUAAAAUCAUUACGUGAAAGAACUUUAACUGGUUUCUUCCAUGGAAAUCUCACAGUUUUCAAUGUUUUUAACGUUAACUUUGGUUUCUAUAUGAAUAGUUCUGUAUCAAUGGAUGGUUUCAACACAUUUAUGCAACCUAUUGUCGGCAUUGGAAAAUUCCGCACACAAAUCGUAAACAACAUCGGUGCGAGUAUUGAAUAUGGAGGUAAAUUGACUAUCGGUACAGUGAGUUACAUUUUUGUUGGUUUGGGAAGAAUUACCAUCGAUAUAAACAAUUCAAUCCGCGCUGCAAUUAGACACUCAAUCAAUUCAAGUAUCAGUAUUGGGAGUAGUUUGAUUGGAGGCGCGGUUAGACUACCAGGAUCGUUGUUCAAUAUAAUAAGAGGAACGAUUCAUAUUGAAGGAGGUGCAGGUUUUCAUAUUUCAACAGGAAGCAACAGACAUAAUGGUUUCCUGAUUAAUUUCGGCAAUGAAACUGGAAAUUAUAGUAUAAAUUAUAAUGCAACACAUAAUACACUUGGGUUUUACAAUGGUAACCUUAAAUUAGUGCUAAUUGCAGAUGGUAAUAAUGGAAUGUUUAUGAUUUUGAAUGAGACCUCUUCGGCGGGUUUGAUUGUAAAUUCAACUGGGUAUGGUAAACUUUUAGUUGAUAUUGAAGUUGACUCUGAUGCUGAUGGUGAUAAUUUGGAUCUUGUAUCACGUUUUGCUAUUUAUGCAAAAUUAUUGAAAGAAAAUGAAGAGAUUAAUCCGUCAGAUGAUUUGUCGUUUGAUUUUAAAGCAUAUUUGAAUGCAUAUUUAGAAGGUAAUGAUUAUUUUGAGAAUGAAGAGGAUGCUGAGUUGCAAGUGGAAUUAGAAGAGAAUUUUGGUGAUUUAUUCGCUUUUAUAAGAGAUAAUAAUGGCGCUGAAUUAUUUGCUAAAGUUGGGAUUUCUAUUAUGUUUAAUGCUGUGUAUGGCGAUAAUGUGAUUGGAUUGAAUUUUGCGCAAUUGAUGAAUACAAUAUACGCAAUUGACGCGAAGAACCGUGGGGAAUUUUCCGUGAAACUUAUGAAAGAAGUUUAUGCUAGAGUGCAAAGUAAUAUCAAAGCUGGAAGUAAAGGUUUUACUAAAUAUAUUUUUAGUGGAUUGUUAAAAGGCUGUAUCAAAGGAUCUUUUCAAUUUAACGGUUUGUCAGGAUCUGUUGGAUUAAGCGGAAAAUGUUAAAAUUGAUAAUUGAUUGUUGAAAAUUAAUAAACAUAAAUAUACACAAAUAA